This is a messenger RNA of Gongylonema pulchrum, 594 nucleotides long. The record is from the annotation of a GenBank genome assembly. Lineage: Eukaryota; Metazoa; Nematoda; Chromadorea; Rhabditida; Gongylonematidae.
AUGAAAUUACAGGGUGCUACGAAUAUAUUCGAUCCUGUUGUGUUGGAAAAGACGUUUUUUCCGGAAAGCUUGACGGCAUUUCGAACAAUAAACAAUAAAAUUCCAAUAUUUUAUUGCGAAUAUUCAACGGCUCGAGGACCUUUACUCGCGUCGCAUUUGCGCAAAAGUGAUCGAGUUCGAAAUUACCACCGGUAUCCAUUCGUUCACUAUCAGGAGAUUUAUGUUCUCGAAGGAGGAUAUAACGCUUUCUACAAUGUCGAAAAUGCGCCUUUCAGGGAUCUAUGCGAACCAGAUGGUUAUACACAGAUGCGAGACAAAAAGCACAAAGAUGAAUUUGAAAAAUAUCGCAUCCACAAUGUGCGCUCUGGGAUUGGUUUCGAGACCGGAAUGUUCCAAACAGCUCUAAUCCGAAAAGACGCCGGAUACCGUCGAACAAAAUCAACACCAUUGUUCCCGGAAUCACCAAGUGUAUCAGCAACCGCUCUAGUAAAAUCGCUCGAAAAAUUUCGUCCUGACAACACGAUCUCACCAAUGCUUGCCAACCCGCGCACUCCAACUGGGCUCAGAAGAAAUGAUCAUUGUUUGAAUAUAUGA